This is a messenger RNA of Chinchilla lanigera (long-tailed chinchilla), 926 nucleotides long. RefSeq names its product SSU72 homolog, RNA polymerase II CTD phosphatase (gene Ssu72). Bases 100 to 684 code for a protein of 194 amino acids. Gene Ontology annotation, molecular function: RNA polymerase II CTD heptapeptide repeat phosphatase activity. Gene Ontology annotation, cellular component: mRNA cleavage and polyadenylation specificity factor complex; nucleus. Gene Ontology annotation, biological process: termination of RNA polymerase II transcription. The record is from RefSeq and is a predicted model, not a curated record. Lineage: Eukaryota; Metazoa; Chordata; Mammalia; Rodentia; Chinchillidae. The transcript is spliced from 5 exons.
UCCGUGUCGUCGACUUCCGGCCGCCGCCAUCUUGCUAACGCGGAAGCCCCGGGGUGGGUAGGAGUCCGGGCCGGGGGCGCGGACGGUGCGGCCGGCGCGAUGCCUUCGUCGCCGCUGCGUGUGGCGGUGGUAUGUUCCAGUAACCAGAACCGGAGCAUGGAGGCGCACAACAUCCUCAGCAAGCGAGGAUUCAGCGUCCGGUCCUUUGGAACAGGAACUCACGUGAAGCUCCCAGGACCAGCGCCCGACAAGCCCAAUGUCUAUGAUUUCAAAACCACAUAUGACCAGAUGUACAAUGACCUACUCAGGAAAGACAAAGAACUCUACACGCAGAAUGGAAUUUUGCAUAUGUUGGACAGAAAUAAGAGAAUCAAGCCUCGGCCAGAGAGGUUCCAGAACUGUAAGGACCUGUUUGACCUGAUCCUGACCUGUGAAGAGAGGGUCUAUGACCAGGUGGUGGAAGAUCUGAAUUCCAGAGAACAGGAGACCUGCCAGCCAGUGCAUGUGGUCAACGUGGACAUUCAGGACAACCACGAGGAGGCCACCCUGGGGGCCUUCCUCAUCUGUGAGCUCUGUCAGUGUAUCCAGCACACGGAGGACAUGGAGAACGAGAUCGACGAGCUGCUGCAGGAGUUCGAGGAGAAGAGCGGUCGGGCCUUCCUGCACACGGUGUGCUUCUACUGACCCCACCCGGCCUCCUGGACGUGUCUGCGGGGUGCCGGUGUUGCCCUCGUGCAAUGCGGAACCAGGAGGGCGGACCGCGUGCCAGUGUCUCCACCCCCUUCCACGGAGAAAGACGGUUCACGCACGCCUGCGUGCCUGUCCGGGCCGCGCCCCCACCUGCAGAUUGUGCGCGUACCUGAGCAACCGCGGCCGAGCCCUGGCCGGAGGGGCCUGGAGUCGCCCAAUAAACGAAAUGCUGCUAG